This is a messenger RNA of Phalaenopsis equestris, 3293 nucleotides long. RefSeq names its product receptor kinase-like protein Xa21. Gene Ontology annotation, biological process: protein phosphorylation. The transcript has 2 exons. Bases 318 to 3293 code for a protein of 991 amino acids. Lineage: Eukaryota; Viridiplantae; Streptophyta; Magnoliopsida; Asparagales; Orchidaceae. Gene Ontology annotation, molecular function: ATP binding; protein binding; protein kinase activity. The record is from RefSeq and is a predicted model, not a curated record.
GUUUGAGAAUAUUGAUUAAAAAGAGGAUAAUCAAUUUUCUUCAUAAAACAUUAUAAAAAUGAAGGUAGGUCACCCAUCAUUUCAUUCAGAAGCGGAUAAGAAAGAAACUUCAACAUAUUGUGAUUCCACAAACGCAUUAAUUAUAUGCUUGACAGGAAUUUGUUUCCAGUACUAUGCAUGCAAUAAUCCGUUUCUUUUUAUAAAUUCAAGAAGGCCUAUAUCACUGGCAUAUAUUACUGCUAUUCAAGAAAGCAACUUCAACAACUCUCUUUCUCUUGUUAGAUCCUUGGUUUCCUUGCAUAUAUCACUCCUAUUCAAUGGUGGAAAUUAUUAGUGUCAGCAGACCUUUAAUUAUUCUCUUGUCUGUCUUCAGUGUAUCUUCCAAACAAUUGUUAGCAAUUGGAAGAAAUAAUACUGACUACGAAUCACUCAUUUCGUUCAAGAAUCAGUUUCAAAAGCAAAGCAAUGUGGAUUCAUUUACCAUUUUCAUGAGCUCAUGGAAUGCCACCAACCACUUUUGCUCAUGGGAAGGCGUCACGUGCAGCUACAAGCACCGCGACAGAGUCACAGCUUUGGAUCUCCGUUCUAUCGGUUUGGCUGGACCUCUUCCUCCUUCAAUAUUCAAUCUCACCUUUCUGAGAAGGCUUGAUCUCAGCGCCAACAGUCUCUAUGGUGAGAUCCCUCCAAUUCUAGCUUGCUUACCACGACUACAACAUCUUAAUUUGAGCUUUAACUCAUUUGAUGGAGACAUUCAAGCUAUUCUAACGAUGAACCAUAGCUCUGUUCUCCAAGUUCUGGAUCUUGCCAACAACCAUAUCACAGGAAAAAUACCUCUUGUUAUCAACUCCAUGUCGCCACUCAAAUUCCUCGGUCUCGAUAAAAACAACAUCAUUGGCACCAUCCCACCUUCACUUACCAAUCUAUCCUUUUUGGAAAGUUUUUAUGUCUUAUAUAACAAUCUAGAGGGAAGCAUCCCACCAAAGAUCGGUGUUCUUCAUAAGUUAAAAAAUUUUAAUGUGGCUGAUAAUAAACUUUCAGGUAACAUUCCUUCUUCAUUCUACAACUUAUCAUCACUGCGCAAAGUUUCCAUGGCAAAUAAUCACCUCUCUGGUUACCUUUUAGCUAAUAUUGCCCAAGCUUUUCCAAACCUUGUAAUUUUUUUUUGUGGUGGAAAUAAUUUCAUUGGUUCACUUGAUCAAGCUCUUCAAAAUGUGACCAGCUUAGUCCUUUUGGACAUUAGCAAAAAUAAUUUCACAGGAGUGGUGCCACCAGACCUUGGAAAAAUGAAUAAUCUUAUAAGCCUCAAUAUGGCAGAAAACCAACUUGAAGCAAAUGAUGCAAAGGAAUGGAGAUUUCUCGACUCAUUAGCAAAUUGCACCAGUUUACAAGCUUUAGGUCUUUAUGAUAACAACCUUCGUGGAAGGCUUCCGAAAUCGUUUGGGAACCUCUCCAUUGAGCUUCAAAAACUAACUUUAGGAUCUAAUCACAUUUUAGGAAGAAUCCCUUUUGAACUUAAUAGGUACACCAAUCUAAUUAGGUUAUGGAUGGAAAAUAAUCUUUUUGAAGGUUCUAUACCAGAGACCAUUGGAAUGCUUGGAAGGCUACAAAGUUUAUAUUUUUAUGGGAAUGAUCUUACAGGAAUUAUUCCUUACUCCUUAGAAAAUCUCACAAGACUUAACCAGUUAUUUUUAAGAUCUAAUCAAUUAACAGGCCAUAUACCUUCAAUCCUAAAAAACCUCCAACAUCUCAUUUUGUUGGAUCUCAGUGAUAAUAAUCUAACUGGCUGGAUUCCGAGAGAAAUUUUUUUCUUUUCUUUCUUGUCAAAUGCUUUAAAUUUGUCUUAUAACUCUUUCACUGGGUCUCUACCAAUAGAAGUUGGUCGUCUAAGAAAUCUCUUUUACCUUGAUUUUUCUAAUAAUAAUUUGAGAGGUGAAAUUCCGAAAACACUUGGAGGCUGUCAAUCAUUGCUUGAAUUAUAUAUGGGAUACAACUUCUUCCAAGGCCCCAUCCCUAUUUCUCUAAGCAAGAUGAAGAGUCUUGAAAUACUAGACCUUUCACAUAAUAAUUUAUCCGGUGUUAUUCCUCAAUUUCUACAAAAACUUAUCUUUCUUAACAACUUGAAUCUAUCAUUUAAUAAUCUUGAAGGGGAGGUGCCAUAUGAAGGUGUCUUUGCAAAUUUCAAAAUUUUAUUCUCUAUUCUUAACAUUGUAGUUAUGUUAUUCAUCCUUUUGUUGUGCUAUACUUUGCUUUAUAGAAGAAAAAGAAAAAAUGAUUUAAGAAAUGCAUCUGGUUUAUCUUUAAGCCCUCCAUAUCCAAAAAUUUCCUAUGCAAAAUUAGUUGAAGCUACAAAUGCUUUCUCCACUACGCACCUAGUAGGAUGUGGAAGAUAUGGCUCUGUUUUUGCAGGCAACUUAAGAGAUUAUGAUGAUAUUGUGGCUAUUAAAGUAUUUAACCUUGAGGUUCAUGGAGCUUUGAAGAGUUUUACAUAUGAAUGUGAUGCAUUAAGAAGCAUACGACAUCGUAAUCUUGUACGUGUACUAAGUUCAUGUUCAAGCAUUGAUAUUCAAGGCAAUGAGUUUAAAGCUUUGAUCUUUGAAUUCAUGCCAAAGGGAAACUUAGACACGUGGCUCCACCAAGAACUAGAGAUUGAUGAAGAUGAUGUUCUCUCUUUGGAAAAAAGAUUAAGUAUUGCCAUCGAUGUUGCAAAUGCUUUGGAGUAUCUUCACCAUAGUUGUGAACCACCAAUCAUUCACUGUGACAUAAAGCCAAGUAAUAUUCUACUUGACAAUAACAUUAUUGCACAUGUGGGUGAUUUUGGACUCUCAAGAAUGCUUUAUAAGAAUGUGAAUAUAUCUCUUCAAGGUUCUUCCAACAAAAGUGACAUUAAAGGAACUAUUGGCUAUAUUGGCCCAGAGUAUGGUGAGGUAGCUCCCCUGUCUCCAUCUGCAGAUGUUUAUAGUUUUGGAAUAGUAUUACUAGAGAUUCUUACUGGAAGAAGGCCAACCGAUGACGUUUUCAGUGAUAACUUAACUCUACAUAAUCACAUUAAAAUGACAUUGCCUCAUGGAAUCAACUACAUAGUAGAUCGUAAAAUGUUUACAAAAGAGCAAAGAAAUGCUAGCAAAGCGGGUGGAGAACAACCAAGGUGGUUUAGUUGCCAAAGCAUCAACAAAUGCUUGCUUUCCUUGAUAGAAUUAGGUCUCUCUUGCUCAGUUUCAUCUCCAAAAGAAAGGCCUUCCAUGAAAGAUGUUACUGCAAAGUUACACCGAGUUUCUUAUGUACCUUCAAUCUGA